GCCCUGUGCCCGCAGCCAGCCGGUCAGUCAGUGCCUCCGCGGCUUUCCGCUGUUGGGGCUUGGGGGCUCUGCGGAGCUGGACCCGCUUCCCUUUCGGAGAGGAAAAAAGUUUGUGCGGUGCGGAGCAGAGCGAUGAAUGAAGAAAAUACUUCCUAUGAAGAGUAAAAGUACUUGAUUCUGUGAAAACUCUUAAAGCACUUCUAACUUCAAAGCUAGACAACAGUAUGAAGGAACAAUCCAUCUGACUCCCUCAGCAUCUCGCACAGAACACAAAAUGGCUCUUCAGAAAAAAACUGUUGCUGGUGUCUUAGAGGACUGGUGUUUGGAGGAACCACUGUUUGGUUGCAGACGGCACCAGAAUGUUAGGAAAAAACUGAGACUGAUACGAAUUAUAGGACUUGCUGUCAGUGUAGUGGCCAUUAGUACUUUCUCUCUUUCAAUUAGUGCCUUUUUCAAGAUGGAACCACAUAGCAUGGCGAUGGCCAGCAGCCUAGAUAGCCAAAAGCUGGUGCAUGGGCACCAAAGAACUCUAUUGGAUUUCACUGAACAGAAUGAAAACGGCACUCCAGACCCACGCACUUCUACGAAAGACAAAGCUGAGCAUGACAAUGCAACAGAUGAUCAUGCCAAGGGAGAGUACCCCGAGGACCUUUUCUCUCUUGAGGAGAGAAGAAAGGGAGCAGUGAUACUCCAUGUAAUUGGAAUGAUUUACAUGUUUAUAGCCUUAGCCAUAGUCUGCGAUGAGUUCUUUGUUCCUUCCUUGACUGUCAUCACUGAAAAACUGACCAUAUCUGAUGAUGUGGCAGGGGCAACCUUCAUGGCUGCUGGUGGGUCAGCCCCAGAACUCUUCACUUCUUUAAUAGGAGUGUUUAUAUCCCACAGCAAUGUUGGCAUUGGUACAAUAGUGGGAUCUGCUGUGUUCAAUAUCCUGUUUGUUAUUGGAAUGUGUGCUUUAUUUUCUAGAGAGAUCUUGAACCUUACUUGGUGGCCACUCUUUCGAGAUGUGUCCUUUUACAUCGUUGACUUGAUCUUGCUAAUCAUCUUUUUUCUGGAUAACUUGAUCAUGUGGUGGGAAAGCUUAACACUCCUGACAGCAUAUUUUUGCUAUGUGACUUUCAUGAAGUUCAAUGUUCAAGUAGAAGAAUGGGUGAAGAAAUUUUUAAACAGGAACAAGGUUGAGAAGGUAACAACAGCAGAUGCUGAAGGAAAGUCACCUAAUGCUGGCGACAAGGAUGACCAAACACUGACGACCAAGCCACGGCUCCAGCGAGGAGGAAGCUCUGCAUCUCUACACAACAGUCUAAUGAGGAACAGUAUCUUCCAGCUCAUGAUUCACACACUUGACCCACUUGCUGAAGAGCUUGGAUCAUAUGGAAACCUAAAAUAUUAUGACACAAUGACUGAAGAAGGAAAGUUCAAGGAAAGGGCCUCAAUUCUGCAUAAGAUCGCAAAAAAGAAGUGCCAGGUGGAAGACAGUGAAAGACAGAAUGGAGCUGCUAAUCAUGAGAAAAGUGCAAAAGUGGAAGUUGCAGUAACACCACCAAGUGAUUCAGGACCGGUGCAGAAUGGAAUCGCCCAUAACAUUGAAGAAGAGAAUGAAGAGGAUGAGGACCAGCCUCUCAGCCUGGCCUGGCCUGACACCCCACGCAAGCAGCUCACCUACCUUCUUGUAUUACCCAUUGUUUUUCCGCUGUGGGCUUCCCUCCCAGAUGUCAGAAAACCUAGGUCAAGAAAAUUUUUUCCUAUCACAUUUUUUGGCUCUAUCAGCUGGAUUGCAUUUUUUUCUUACUUAAUGGUCUGGUGGGCACAUCAGGUUGGAGAGACCAUUGGUAUUAGCGAAGAAAUCAUGGGAUUGACUAUUCUAGCUGCUGGCACAUCCAUUCCUGACCUUAUUACCAGUGUUAUUGUAGCACGCAAAGGUCUGGGGGACAUGGCUGUAUCCAGUUCUGUUGGAAGCAACAUAUUUGACAUCACAGUAGGCCUUCCUCUUCCAUGGCUCCUGUAUGCUGUGAUUACCAGCUUUGCCCCGGUGACAGUCAGCAGCAAUGGUCUGUUCUGUGCGAUUGUCCUCCUCUUCAUCAUGCUGCUCUUUGUCAUCCUCUCCAUCGCUUUCUGCAGGUGGAGGAUGAAUAAAAUCCUGGGCUUUCUCAUGUUUGGGCUUUAUUUUGUGUUCCUGAUUGUCAGUGUCCUCCUGGAGGACAAAGUGAUCCAGUGUCCUGUCUCCAUCUAGUGGAAAGUGCUGUUUCUCAAGGAAAAAAAAAAAAAAAUUAAAAAAAAAUCAAAAUGAAACAGCGAAAAACCACAAUGGAAAGCUUCUAUGAGAAUAACCCAUGGAUUUGUAAAUUUCCUAUCCCUCAAUUUUAAAAGAGAGAAAGAAAGAAAAGGACACAAAGGGUGGAUCUCAGAGCUGAAGAAUGACCGCUGCUGGACAGUGCAGUCACACGUGAAGGGCUGAGUCCAGCUGUGCUGAGGUUUUCUUUGUCUGCUGCAGAAAAUCCUCGCCGUUCAGUACUGGAGAUGCUGCUCACGCAUGGAAAUGAUGAAAGUAACUGCUUCUCCUAUGUCUAUAGUACAUAUCCACGGACUUCUCGUUCGCCGUAGUAGUAUAGACAGGAACACAACAUGCUCAGUUCUUAAAGCUGUCAUCUUCUAAGGGGAAUGCUAAUAUUAACUUUGUGGAAGCACCACCCCACACACUCCCUGGUAUGAAAUUUUUCUGGUAAUCUGCUGAAACUCCUGAGUGGAAAGCAUACACUGAGUGCAUGAGUCACAGACAGGGAAGAGUUUGCACAUCUCUUCAUAAAAGUGAAUUUAUAUUAUGUGAUUUCAGCAAAGCCAGGGAGUUCAUCAGUGUUUUGAUCCUCUGCAUCACAGGUCUGUAAAGGCAAUCAGCAGGAUGUUAAUGGUGGUUUAUUACAUCUUGCAAAACUCUUCAGAUUCCAGAAACUCUGACUCUGGCACUGAAGGGGCCACACUGCCUGACCAUUUUGUAACUGGUGCAGAUUUUCAUUGCAUUCACAUACAAAGAUCAGAAUGGGGAUACUCUUUCUUUUCUAAUAGCAACACCGCAUGCAGAGAGAUCAUACAACUACUAUGUGAACACACCAUUUUUUGUAGUGCAGCAAUACCAUUAACAGUACCAAUGGCUUUCAGAUGCUGUUAUUGUUAUGAGUUUGCCUUUUCAUGCCAGAAUAAAAAGGCUAAUUUGCUUAUGCAUAGUAUUUCAUACAGAAAAUAGAAGUAGUUGUAAAGUGGCAGCCUAAUUGCUGAAGUGAAUAUAUGUUUUACAGUCUAUCUUUCACUAUUACUUGGAGUGUAAGGACCUUCACAGCUACAUAUAGCCAUUGCUGAAAGAGAUCCCCAGCUGAUGUACAAAGCUGGGGCUGUUCAUAUUUGCUCUUACAAAUCUUGAAACAAUUUAAAUAUACAGGAGCUGCAGGAAACCUACAUGAAAAUUUUCAGUAUUGCUGGAAGUGUGAAUGUCUAAAUAAGCCCAGGAAGGAGAGAAAAUGCAAUAUUCUUUUACUGAAAUCCUGACAGAAGAAGGUCCAAACCUAGAAUAAAAAAAAGGAGGUGGGAGAAAGCAACGAAGUGUUCAUCUUUCCAGUAGUUUGGAUGAUUUUUUUUUUUUUUUUAAAAAAGGAGGACUGGAAUGGGUGUUAAGAAAUUAUUUCAGAUAAUUGUUGUUUGUUUGUUCUUUUGUGCAGUUAGAGUUCAUUAAAUUUUAGUGCAUUUCUGUGACCUGUUUCAGCAUUGUUUUGUAUUCAUAUUGUGCUCACAACAGCAAUGCCGUGCUUACAGCUGUGUAACAGACGGCUCAGCACAUUUUGUCUUGUCUGUUUCUCUGUGUUCCAUGCUGUUUGCUUCUCAUUCACCCCCUUUGUCCUUUACUGUUUUCCUGUUAUAUGUGUUUGUGUAUAACAGUAUCUGGUUAGAGUAAGGACUUGACAGAAAACAAUGGUAGAGAAAACAGUAAAAAA
Molecule: messenger RNA, 3980 nt
Organism: Grus americana (Whooping crane)
Lineage: Eukaryota; Metazoa; Chordata; Aves; Gruiformes; Gruidae
Gene: SLC24A2
Product: solute carrier family 24 member 2
Exons: 11
Coding region: 275-2230 (651 amino acids)
Biological process (GO): calcium ion transmembrane transport; long-term synaptic potentiation; intracellular calcium ion homeostasis
Cellular component (GO): membrane
Molecular function (GO): calcium channel activity; calcium, potassium:sodium antiporter activity
Source: RefSeq, a predicted model, not a curated record